CUCAGCCAGGCCGCAUGGCUUCCCCUCCGCCACCCAGCCCCACAGGGGAGGUCCCUCCUCUUUCACGGACCCCAACGAACAGAGUUCCCUGGGCAUUCUCUGCCUUUUAACCCCCUGUGUUCUCAGACGCGGCCCAUGUCUUCAGUGGCCACAACAGGUGCCAGUAUUCAAAUUUGACCACUGAUUGGUUUUGACCGCAACUUCCCAAAAAACUCACUUCCUUCUCAACCCAGGACAAAAUUACAGGUUAAAAGUGAUCUUUUACCCACUCCUGGGAAUGAGAGCUCAGGUCACCCAGGGACACAUGAACAAACUCCCCUGACACUGGGCAGCAUCCUGAUGCUGAUGGCACAGAGCAUAGGGGAGCCCUGCCCUGACACAUGGUGCCAGUCCACAUCCAGGCCUCCGCUCAGGGGCAUUGUCUUAGGUUGGAAAUGUGGGUGUGUAUUCUACUCCUAUCUGUGGAACAGUUCUCUGCUGUUCAUUGGGAAGUCUCUUCCACAACCAAUCUUCCCUGCAGGAGAUAGCUUCUGUUCACGGCCCAUUGAGUCUCACCACAUGACUUCAAAAAUUGCAUCAUCCCACUGCGAGUAGCUCUGCCCAGGGGAGGAGCCAAGCAUUCCUAUCUGGACAGAAUCUGAGAUCUGGAAGACCACAGUCAGCCUUUCCCCACUGGAUUCCCAGAGGAUCAGCUCUCUUCUCCACUGCAUUCCCAGAGGAAGACCAGGCCCACCUACACCACCGCUGGACCUUCAGAGGAAAACUACACCCUUCUCCAGGAUCCCUGCUUCUCCCAGAACCACAGCUGGCACUGCAGGAGGGAUGAACCACCAUGGAAUGGGACUGCUGCCACCACCCUGACCCACAGGGUGUCAGACAGGCAUCCAGCACUGAAACACAAGGAGGAGGGAGAAGAGCACUGGGGCCCAUGCAGUAAGCCCAAAAGAGCAGUUCCCCAUCUCUCCCUGGGCCCCCACUCUCCUCCAGCUCCACCACACACCCCAACACCACAACUGUGCCACUGCAGUGCUCCUGCUCUGCCCUCACCUCCACCAAGGAUGGCCCAAGAAAGGACAAGCCACUGCAAUCAACAUCACGGAAGAAGCCGCAGGCAGGGCCACUCCAAGGUCCCCAGCAGUCCGGACACUAUAAGAGGGGUGAGCAGCCCCAUUGCGGCACCUUUGCUCAGCACAACCAUGCUGGGAGCCGUCUGUCUCGUCGUGCUGCUGGGCUACGCCUACGGAUGCGGUCAGCCGGCCGUGCCACCACAGCUGAGCUCCCGCGUGGUGGGCGGUGAAGAUGCUGUAGCCCACAGCUGGCCAUGGCAGAUCUCGCUGCAGUACAGCCGCUCUGGGUCCUGGUACCACACUUGUGGUGGAACACUCAUUGCCCCCCAGUGGGUGCUGACAGCUGCCCACUGCAUCAGCUCUUCCCUGACCUACCGUGUGGUGCUGGGCAAGCAGGACCUGUCAGAGGAUGAUGAGCCUGGUUCUGUGGCCGUCGGUGUAGAAAAGACGAUCGUCCAUGAGGAUUGGGACUCCUACCUCAUCAUCAACGACAUUGCCCUGGUCAAGCUGGCAGAGGAGGUGCAGGAGACUGACACCAUCCGUGCUUCCUGCCUGCCAGCUGCUGACAAGGUCCUGCCCAACGACUACCCCUGCUAUGUCACCGGCUGGGGACGCAUCAGGACCAACGGGCCCCUGGCUGACAUUCUGCAGCAGGCUCUGCUGCCCGUGGUGGAUUAUGACACCUGCUCCAAGUGGGACUGGUGGGGUGACCUUGUGCUUGAGUCCAUGGUGUGUGCCGGCGGCGAUGGCGUCGUCUCUGGAUGCAACGGCGAUUCUGGAGGCCCCCUGAACUGCCAGCGCGAUGAUGGGAUCUGGGAGGUCGAGGGCAUCGUCAGCUUCGGCUCUGGAUGGAGCUGCAACAUGAAAAAGAAGCCAACAGUCUUCACCCGGGUGUCUGCCUACAUCGACUGGAUCAACGAGAAAAUGAGCACGAACUGAGGACGCGGCAUUGUGGAGAUACCACUGUUGACCAAGAUAAAAGCAAAAAUGCUGA
Molecule: messenger RNA, 2061 nt
Organism: Passer domesticus (house sparrow)
Lineage: Eukaryota; Metazoa; Chordata; Aves; Passeriformes; Passeridae
Product: chymotrypsin-C-like
Exons: 10
Coding region: 1059-2006 (315 amino acids)
Biological process (GO): proteolysis
Molecular function (GO): serine-type endopeptidase activity
Source: RefSeq, a predicted model, not a curated record